UCACCGCCGUUAGCGAAGCAGCCGCGGCUACGUCAGGCGCGAGUGUGAGGCCAGCUGCCGCUUAGCCCCCGGCCCCUCCCGGUCACCGCCGUCAGUCGGGGGGGUCCGCGGGGUCUACGGUCACCCUGCGCUCCAGGCACCACACCGGGCGAGCGGCGACACCGCGUCCAUGGCCACCGCGGCGGCUCCGUCAUCCUUGGCUCUCAAGGCCUCGAGCCUGGCCGCGGCCCCCGGCUCGUACGGGGUCUUCUGCAAGGGGCUCUCCCGCACCCUCCUCGCCUUCUUCGAGCUGGCCUGGCAGCUGCGCAUGAACUUCCCGUACUUCUACAUCGCGGGCUCCGUGGUCCUCAACAUCCGCUUGCAGGUACACUUUUAGAGCCCUGAGGAAGCCGCCGGCAUUCCGGGCCUGCAUUAUGGCCGACUCCCAGGAGGCCCUGCGGCGCCGCGGAGCUGAGGGCGAGGAGUCCCGCUGUCUCGCGAGAGUGUCUGGGCUCCCUCCGCGGCUGUGCUCUCCGCUCUCAGCCGAGCUCCUGGAAUGUCACCGAGACCUUGCCGAGAUUAGGAAGAGGAAAUACGCGAUUCCGGCAGCCGAGAAAGAACUUCAGUUAAGACCCACGACAAUAUUUAAGAAACUGUGCAUCCUUAAAACAAAACCGGGACGAACAGGAUGUAUUACAAAAAGGGAAAGCUACUAAAAUUUUCAGGACAAGAAUGUAGAAGCUCAUGGUCCAUAUUACUUUAAUCAGUAAAUUUCGGGAGUAUGAGACUGGAAUAUAAGCAGGACGCUGAAUGAGUAAGAAGCUGGAGAUCUUAAGAAUAUGCUGUGGAGGGCAUAUAUUUCUUCAUCCCACACGAAAAAACAAAUGACGAUCAGAAGCUUUCAGUGAAAAAAAACUGUACAGGAAUCACAUCCUUCAAAUACGAAACAAUGUAAAAUGCUGCAGGAUUUUGAACAGAGGGAGUGUAAGAAAGUGGACUUUAUUUCAGUGUCCCUAUGAGUAACAUGCAGUUCAAAAUCUUGGCGCCAAAGAGAAGGAAAUCCAGUCAUAGCACAAAGCUUGGCGAUUUAUUGAAUAACAUUUAAAUAAUCAUAGUAAUGUAAAUGCUGUUUAUGGUUUUCAUCUUUUUAAGAGAAUACUUACAGUUACAAAGUUGAAUGCACAUGUUAUCAGCCUUGAUGGCGUAAAAGUGAGGGUACCUGGAAUGGCAAUGGUGUCUUUUAAAGUGGGAAGCUGAGGAAAAUUCUGUUGUCGAUGGGGGAAGAGGGCAUUUUAUUAUUUAAAGAGUAGCCAUAAAGUUGCUAAAAUGUAACUAUAUGAAAGAGAAGAGGAGGGGAGAACAGCAUGAGGUCAACAAGAAAUGCCUAGAGGUUAGAGUUAGGGUGGAAUGUCUCAGAUUACCUGAUGUAUUUGAAUAUAUAGAGUCAAGAGAUUUUUAGAUUUCAGAGAGUCUGGAGAUGAAUUAGUGGUCUGCAAAAUUUUUUCUAAUUAGGAAGCAAAGCUGAGGCAAUUAUGAACCCCGGGAAGAAUAAAAAAAUUUUCAAGAACUACACUGCAUAACUCAACUGUGAAGAAUAUUACUACUCAUCAUAUAAAGUCAGUUAUAAUUAUAUAAACACUGAAUACAGAUAACAGAUUAUUAGGUAACAUUGGAAGGAUUGGAGAAGAGAGAGAUGUAUAUGUAAUGGGGGAGAAUCAAUCAAGAUCUGAUAUAGAAAAGAUUUUUAAAAAGCAGUAUAACUUGUCACUUAGAGUACAGUAAGAAAUAGCUAAGAGUUAAAAUUGGUAGUCUCUGGAGAAAGAAAAUCAGGGAUAGACAGAGAAAGGUGGAGGACUGCUGUUUUUCACUACCAGUCUAACAGUAACGGUGAUUUUUCUUAGCCAUGUGUGUGUGUGUGGAGAUAUAUAUAUCAGGCAGACCUCUGUUAAAAUACAAACUAAUUUUGCGGUCCAGGUGAGCCCAUUAAUCUGCCUAAACCCCCGUUUUCUCAAUUCUAUUAAAUGAGAGUAAAAGUACCCACCUUGAAAGAUCAGUCGGGAAUUAAAAGUAAGCCUUAGUGCUUGAUACAUACUGUACACAGUAAAGAGUAUUUGUUAUAACAGAAUAUUUCAUUAACUUGUGAAUAAAACUUAAAACUCUCA
Balaenoptera acutorostrata (minke whale) is the source of this 2141-nucleotide messenger RNA. RefSeq names its product small integral membrane protein 10 like 1 (gene SMIM10L1). Lineage: Eukaryota; Metazoa; Chordata; Mammalia; Artiodactyla; Balaenopteridae. The transcript has a single exon. The coding region runs from base 170 to 376 and encodes 68 amino acids. The record is from RefSeq and is a predicted model, not a curated record.